Messenger RNA from Apiotrichum porosum, 810 nucleotides. RefSeq lists its product as uncharacterized. The coding region runs from base 1 to 810 and encodes 269 amino acids. Lineage: Eukaryota; Fungi; Basidiomycota; Tremellomycetes; Trichosporonales; Trichosporonaceae. The transcript has 10 exons. The record is from RefSeq and is a predicted model, not a curated record.
AUGGCCCCGCUCCUGCUUCCAAGCCCGGAAGAGGUACACUACCUCCUCGCUCGCGGCGCAGGCGACACGGUCAAGGGUGCUCUGACACCCAACGAUACUCAAAAGAUCACCCUCAUUGUUGCGUGCUGCUACAGCCUGUUCAUUGGUAUCGUACCAUAUCUGUGCGAAAUCAUCUACCCCUUCAAGCUCCUCACUGUCGGCAUGCACGAAAUGUGCCACGCUAUUGCUGGGACGCUCACCUGCGCGCGUGUUGAGAGCAUCUCGCUUGACCCCAACGAGGGCGGAGCAACGCGCAUGCGCGGUGGUAUCCCCGCCGUGACUCUGCCAGCAGGAUAUCUCGGCUCGUGCUUUAUCGGUGCCGGCCUCAUCGCAUGUGGAUUCGACACCAACGCGUCCAAGGUCGCCUGCCUCGUCCUCAGCGUUUUCUUCCUCCUCACGCUCUUCUGGGCCCGUAAGAGCUGGAUCGCAUGGGUCACUAUCGCCUUUGCAUGGGGACUGAUUGUUGUGGCGUGGCUCGUCUACCACUCUGUGGCCCUCCGCUUCGUUGUCCUCUUCCUCGGCGUCAUGUCGUGUCUGUACUGCAUCUGGGACAUUGUCGACGACACACUCAAACGCAAGAUCAACUCGUCCGACGCAAGCGAGUACGCACGCCUCAUCGGGUUCGGUUCUAGCCGAGCAUGGGGCGCCUUCUGGCUGUUCUGGGCCUGUAUCUUCUUCGCUGCGGGCAUCCUCAUUGGCCUGGCAGCGUUCAAGAAGGACUGGGACCAGCAGCGUAUUGCCGCAGACAACUUCCUCGGUGGGACUCCUUGA